Messenger RNA from Parascedosporium putredinis, 1137 nucleotides. The record is from the annotation of a GenBank genome assembly. Lineage: Eukaryota; Fungi; Ascomycota; Sordariomycetes; Microascales; Microascaceae.
AUGUCAGACGUCCCCAUAGAGACCCUCGUCGAGCACCUCCUCGCCGCCAAACGCUCCCUCUCGACCAUGACGGCCGUGGUCCGCGCCAACGAGAUUUGUACCACCGCGCUCCACGCCUACGAGGAGUCCGUCGUCCUCAACGCCGAAACCGAGUACCUCCGCCGCGGAAUGGCAAACCAGCUAUCCGUGCUGGCCCGGGUGAAGCGGAGUCUGAACCGGACGUACGACGCGGGAAAGAAGGAGUUCAAGCAGCUGAUACGCAUGAUGGACGCGGCGGACGCGCGGAUGCAGGCCACCACCGCCACGCUGCGGGAGAGAAUCGUGCAGCCCGAGUUUAGGGAAGGCGAGAAUGAUGGUGUUCAGAGGUCUUUGUUGGACUUUGUCGCUGACGAGCGUGUCUCGGAAGUGGUCAAGGCUCUGAAGGCAAGCGUGAAGGAGUUGCAAAAGGGCUGCCGAAGCGACCCAGCAGCAAGACGGGCUCAAUGUCUCCAUCUCGGGGUCAUUGCUGAGCAAGAAUCGCACGUCUCGGACUUGGAACCCAUCACGUCCCAAGACCGUGCGGAUAUGGUCAAGAUUGUUGUUGAAGAUGCUUCGGAAGUAGAGGUGGUGGUUCACGAAAUCAACGAACGCCUAGCCGCCAUGGAGAAUGAGUUUUCGUUGCUCGGGCGCGAGGCCAAUCAUAUCCGCCGCGUCUACGCGGGCACGCAAGAUGCGUUCCGGGUGCUGGAGGAUAUCGGUGGCAAGCUCGUCAUCUACGGGGCCAUCUUCACCAAGCUCGAAGAGAUGGACCGGCUGAGAGAGUUUUACCAAGGCUACGCCGGUGCCUACGAAAGGCUCAUUCUCGAAGUCGAUCGACGACGCGCGGUGGAGGACCGCGUUCAGGCCAUUUGGAGAAAGGCGAGGGAGAGCGUGGACAGGCUCGCGCAGGAAGACCUGCAGCAGCGAGAAAACUUUAUGCAAGAUAUUGGCGAGUACAUCCCCACCGACCUUUGGCCCGGCAUGAACGCCAGCAUGAAGCGGUGGGAGAUUCGGCCAGUAGCCGAGGAGGGUAUGGACCCCCAGAGGAGUACUCCGGCGCUAUCGCGAAGUGUGGUUGAAGGCGCCAAGGCCAGACUUGGUGCAGGAUUAAGUAGGUGA